Molecule: messenger RNA, 4414 nt
Organism: Phascolarctos cinereus (koala)
Lineage: Eukaryota; Metazoa; Chordata; Mammalia; Diprotodontia; Phascolarctidae
Gene: ZER1
Product: zyg-11 related cell cycle regulator
Cellular component (GO): Cul2-RING ubiquitin ligase complex
Molecular function (GO): protein binding
Source: RefSeq, a predicted model, not a curated record
GCCCCAGCCCCAGGAUGGCAUCGGACAGCCCUGAGUCCCUGAUGGCACUCUGCACAGACUUCUGCCUCCGAAAUCUAGAGGGGACUUUAGGUUACCUACUGGACAACGAGACCUUGCGGCUGCACCCAGAUGUCUUCCUACCCAGUGAGAUCUGUGACCGGCUUGUCAAUGAGUAUGUGGAGCUAGUCAAUGCUGACUGUAAUUUUGAGCCCCACGAGAGUUUCUUCAGCCUCUUCUCAGAUCCCCGAAGCACCCGACUCACUCGUAUCCACCUUCGAGAGGACUUGGUGCAGGACCAGGACCUGGAAGCCAUUCGAAAGCAGGAUCUGGUUGAAUUAUACCUGACCAACUGUGAGAAGCUGACUGCCAAAAGUCUGCAGACACUGUGUAGUUUUAGCCCCACCUUGGUUUCCCUGAGCCUCUUUGGAUGCAGGAACAUCUUUUAUGAAGAGGAGAACCCUGGGGGCUGUGAAGAUGAGUGUGUGGUCAACCCCACCUGCCAGGUACUGGUUAAGGACUUCACCUUUGAGGGCUUUAGCCGCCUUCGGUUCCUCAACCUUGGCCGAAUGACUGAGGGGAUUCCUGUGGAGUCUCUUCUUCGACCUCUUCGAUCCCUGGCUGCCCUGGACCUUUCAGGCAUCCAGACCAGUGAUGUUGCCUUCCUGACUCAGUGGAAGGAUAGUUUGGUGUCCCUAGUUCUCUACAACAUGGACCUGUCUGAUGAGCAUAUCCGUGUCAUUGUUCAGCUUCACAAGCUCCGGCACUUGGACAUCUCUAGAGACCGCCUCUCCAGCUACUAUAAGUUCAAGCUGACAAGGAAGGUACUGAGCCUUUUUGUUCAGAAGCUGGGAAAUCUGGUGUCACUGGACAUCUCUGGCCACAUGAUGCUAGAAAACUGCAGCAUCUCUAAGAUGGAUGAGGAAGCCGGGCAGACCAGUGUCGAGCCUUGUAAGAGCAGCAUCACCCCCUUCCGGGCCCUGAAGCGGCCCCUGCAAUUCCUUGGGCUUUUUGAGACUUCCUUGUGCCGUCUGACACACAUUCCAGCCUACAAGGUGAGUGGUGACAAGAAUGAGGAACAGGUGCUAAAUGCCAUCGAGGCUUACACAGAGCAUCGGCCAGAAAUUACCUCUCGAGCCAUCAACCUUCUCUUUGACAUCGCCCGAAUAGAGCGUUGCAAUCAGUUACUCCGAGCCCUGCAGCUGGUCAUUACUGCCCUCAAGUGCCACAAAUAUGACAAAAAUAUCCAGGUGACAGGCAGUGCCGCACUUUUCUACCUGACCAACUCAGAGUACCGCCCUGAGCAGAGCGUCAAGCUCCGCCGGCAAGUCAUCCAAGUGGUACUCAAUGGCAUGGAAUCCUACCAGGAGGUGACGGUUCAGCGGAACUGCUGCCUGACACUCUGCAACUUCAGCAUCCCAGAGGAGCUGGAGUUCCAGUACCGGAGGGUCAAUGAACUCUUGCUCAGCAUCCUCAACCCCACUCGACAGGAUGAGUCAAUCCAGCGAAUUGCUGUGCACCUCUGCAAUGCCCUUGUCUGCCAGGUGGACAAUGACCACAAGGAGGCUGUGGGCAAGAUGGGUUUUGUCAUGACCAUGCUGAAGUUGAUUCAGAAAAAGCUAAUGGACAAAACAUGCGAUCAGGUGAUGGAGUUCUCCUGGAGUGCUCUGUGGAAUAUCACAGAUGAGACACCAGACAACUGUGAGAUGUUCCUUAACUACAGUGGCAUGAAGCUCUUCUUGGAGUGCCUGAAGGAGUUCCCAGAGAAACAGGAACUACACCGGAAUAUGCUAGGACUCCUGGGGAAUGUUGCAGAGGUGAAGGAACUGCGGCCCCAACUAAUGACUUCGCAGUUCAUCACCGUCUUCAGCAACCUGCUGGAGAGUAAGGCAGAUGGAAUUGAAGUGUCCUACAAUGCCUGCGGUGUCCUUUCCCACAUUAUGUUUGAUGGCCCAGAAGCCUGGGGAAUCUGUGAACCUCAGCGGGAAGAAGUAGUAGAAAGAAUGUGGGCAGCCAUCCAGAGCUGGGAUAUCAACUCCCGGAGAAACAUCAAUUACAGGUCAUUUGAGCCAAUUCUUCGCCUACUUCCCCAGGGUAUAUCCCCUGUCAGCCAGCACUGGGCAACCUGGGCUUUGUACAACCUUGUGUCAGUCUAUCCGGACAAGUACUGCCCUCUGCUGAUCAAAGAAGGAGGCAUGCCGCUUCUGAGGGACAUGAUCAAAAUGGCUUCUGCCCGACAGGAGACCAAAGAAAUGGCCCGGAAGGUGAUAGAGCACUGCAGUAACUUUAAGGAGGAGAACAUGGACACAUCCAGAUAGAAGCAAUGGGCCCUCCCGAUUCUGGCCCGCACAGGUCCCAACUUCUCUCUAAAUUACUGCAUCUAGGGAGGAAUUCUCACCAGCUUGGCUGUCGGAAGGCCCCCAUCCCGUGCGUGUGGGACCCCAAUGAGAUGAAGGUGCACUGGGGGAACUUUUGCACAACCAGUGCUUUUCCUUAACAUUAGUAAGAUAUAUAUAUUAUAUAUAUAUACAUAUAUAUUAUAUAUAUAUAUAUACAUAUAUAUAUAUAUAUAUACGUAUAUAUAUAUAUAUAUAUAUAUAUAAUUUUUUGUUAGGAAGUGUGAAUUGAAGUUUUGUGUGUAUGAUUUCUGUAUAAAAACAAAAGAAACCUCCCCCUCCCCAAGUCCUUGCAACAUUCUUUGGCCUUUUUAAGCCCACAGAGAGCCUCUAAUAUCCAUUCCCUUUUCCCCACCAACUACCCAUUGGCUCAAAGCUUGGAAAAUUGUGACUUUUCAGGUCUCUUCUUUUAUUAUUUCCUCUGUCCCUCUUCUGAUGUUCAAGGCAUCAGCCCAUCCCUGGUCCCCUGCACCAGAUCCCUGGGAUGACUAGGAGCCUAGGCUAGGCUCUCAGUUAAGCCUGGUGGAAGCUAGGCUGGUGGGGUUUGAGCCUUAGCAGUAAAAGAACACAAAGAGUCUUAGAACAAACCCUGAAGAGGUCCUAGAAAGCCCAGGGUCUUUGGCUGUUGACUGUUAGAAGCAAGGCACAGAGCCAUUCACAGUGCCAAGGCACAGACAGUGUUGAUUAGGAGACUCAUAAUGGACAGAGGUCUUUAGCCUUUGUAAGCUCAGAAUAACCCUUACCCCUUUGGAGAAACUAGUAAGUACCCUGUUCGCUAUUCUCCAUGGUGAUGUUUUUGCAUUGAUUUUUGCAAGCCGCAGAUAUAUACCACCACUCUGAAGCCAUGCUGCUAAGGUGGCAUUAAGCUACUUCCCUUCUUCUCCCUUUCCUGCCAUGGCCCAGGCCUCCCUCCUCUUCAAAUAAAAGGGGAGUGAAGGAUAUCUUCCUCCCAAAGAAGAUAGAGUAGGGACAGAUUCCUCCGCCAUGCCAGCAGAUGCACAUGCUUAAGAUGCCUGCCUCCAAGUCCCUGGAACUACUCAAGUGCUUGCCUGUCUCAGGCAUUCCUCCCCGGAUAGCUGAGCUCACCAUGCUUCCCUGUUCCCCCCCAACCCAACUAACCCUUGGCAGCUGACAGCCCUGUCACUGCUUCCCUGCAGCGGCUGAAAGCCUGGAGGAAUGACUCAGAGUAGCUGGAGGAGACCUGGGGACAGCUGGAAGUGAGAGCUCGCCAAGAUAGAGCCCUCAACCCCAGCGUACCUUUUCCCCACUCAGAUUUGCAUUAGAAACUACAUCAAGAGUUGGGGCAGCUCCCCCCAGGCCAACACUGUGGCAACAGACAUUUCUCCUGACCAGCACAACAGACACUUUUCAGUGGUACAGCCUAACCCGUCCCAGUGGGAGCAGGCAGUACCAUGGGGCAUUGUAAUCUCUGACUUUUCCUUUGGAACCUCUGUGCUUUGUUUUGGACAGUGUGAGACGUGUAUGUAUUUUUAAAUAUUUUGUUCCAAAUCCUCUCAAUUUUUUUUUGGUGUAAUUUUGAAUUGUUUUAAGUUUGGACAGAUUGGGGGGGGGGGGGGGGUUUAUCAAUGAGAUGUGUUUAGAAGCCAACCGCUCAGAAAAUCUUUUCUCCUCUUCCUCCUUCCCAGUCCCUCCUAUUAGCUUUCUCCCUGAGUGUUUAUCUCUGUAUGAAACAGGAUGGUGUAGGUAGAAUUGAAAUAUCUCUUUUCUUCUUGGUUUUCUCACACUCAGCUCCUAACAAGGGUGAGCCUGUGUUGGGUGAACUCUGAAUUUUCCAUCCUGGUAGUAGGGCUGAGUUUGAGCCAUCUGCCAGACCACCCACCAAGGACUAGGUAAUUUCCCCACAGAGCAAACCCUACCUCUCCCCCCCUCCAUCACCCCUCACCUGGACUGUCCCUGCUAUGAGGACCUCGGCACAGCCUAUUGCUUUGAAUGAGCACCCAGGUCCUGUGUAAGCGUCUGUACUUGGGAUGUCACAGAAAUACAUUUUUGUGCAAAGUGGA